Molecule: messenger RNA, 1941 nt
Organism: Mobula hypostoma (lesser devil ray)
Lineage: Eukaryota; Metazoa; Chordata; Chondrichthyes; Myliobatiformes; Myliobatidae
Product: Allantoinase, mitochondrial
Exons: 11
Coding region: 27-1397 (456 amino acids)
Biological process (GO): allantoin catabolic process; purine nucleobase catabolic process
Cellular component (GO): cytoplasm
Molecular function (GO): cobalt ion binding; zinc ion binding; allantoinase activity
Source: RefSeq, a predicted model, not a curated record
AGAGUCGGGGAGGCUUUCAUUCUGAAAUGGAAGUCGGCUCACAAGUGUCAGUGGUGAGAAGCAGGAAUGUUGUACUGGAUUCAUGGAUUGGCCCAGCUGAUAUCGUCAUAGAAGGGGACAAGAUUGUGGGUAUUUACUCUGAUGAAAUCACAGCUCCUCAACAUCAGAGUCAACAGAUCCUAGAUGCUGGAGAUCUGGUGGUGAUGCCCGGUGUGGUAGAUAGUCAUGUCCAUGUCAACGAACCUGGACGUACAGAUUGGGAAGGUUAUUGGACAGCAACGAGGGCAGCGGCAGCCGGAGGAAUAACAACUCUUAUUGACAUGCCACUAAACAGCAUUCCUCCAACAACUACACUAGAACAUUUCCAGACUAAACUCCACGCUGCCAGAGACAAGUGUUUUGUUGAUACUGGAUUCUGGGGAGGUGUUGUGCCAGGCAAUCAGUUUGCACUGCGCCCUAUGAUUGAAGCUGGCAUCCCAGGAUUCAAGUGCUUCCUCAUUCACAGUGGAGUGGAUGAAUUUCUUCACGUUAACGAAGAGGAUCUGAGAACAUCACUUGCUCAAAUGCAGGGUACCGACCGAGUAUUACUGUUCCAUGCAGAAAAAGAAAUGAAGAAUGUGAAGCCUCCAGAAAACAACCCUUGUGAAUACGUAACCUUCUUGGCCACCCGGCCUGAUGACAUGGAAGUGGAAGCAAUUCGAACAGUCAUAAAACUUUGUCUCCAGUACAGGGUCCGUUGUCACAUUGUCCAUCUUUCUACUGCGAAAGUGCUACCCCUCAUAGAUGAAGCUCGCAAAGCAGGAGCUUUGCUGACUGUUGAAACCACACCGCAUUAUCUCCUGCUGGCUGCUGAAGACAUACCAAAUGGAGCCACACACUUCAAGUGCUGCCCUCCGAUUCGGACAAAAAACAAUCAAGUACAACUGUGGUCUGCACUGAAAGCUGGAAAGAUCGAUAUGGUGGUCUCUGAUCAUUCUCCAUGCACCACUGAUCUCAAACUACUCAGAUCUGGAGACUUCCUCAAAGCCUGGGGAGGGAUUUCUUCUCUGCAGUUUGGCCUUCCCCUGUUCUGGACUUCGGCACGGCAGCGCGGGUUCACUAUACAGGACACAGUGAACCUAAUGUGUAAAAAUACAGCCAGGUUAUGUGGCAUGGAGAACAGGAAGGGCUCUCUUGCCACUGGUAAGGAUGCUGACAUGGUAAUAUGGGAUCCUGACAGGGAGUUUGAGGUGACAGAAACCUUAAUUCAUCAUAAAAAUAAACUGACUCCCUAUCUUGGACGCCGACUGAAAGGAGAGGUUUUUGCUACCAUUGUCCGUGGAAAGAUAGUAUACCUGCAAGGAAAAUUUUCCAACAAACCCCUUGGAAAAUGCAUCUUGUCCAAUGAUAUUCAAUGAACUAGAUUAAGAUUCGUUUUACAACCAUACCCAAUUAAUGAGGAUCAACCUAUGCCAUUUCUCCGUCCAUUUUUUCCAAGCAAACACGUUGGAGGAAGAUCCUGAAGAAACGUCUCGGCCCAAAACGUCAACUAUUUGUUUAUUUCCAUAGAUGCUGCCUGAACUGCUGAGUUGUUGUGUGUUUUGAUUUUACCUUAAAAUAUUUGUUGUGGUUUGUAAUGAACAACAGUUUAAGAUGUUUUCAGGAUCUCCAAAAGAGAUAAUCACGUCUACAACAAAUGCAUGUGUAUAGGAACAUUUCAAAAAUGUGACAUGUGAAAUCCUACUGGCCCUACUGCCUGUCUCACAACUAUCGUGCCUUAUGCACCGUAAUAUGUACACGAUCAAUCCACAUAAUCUGACAAAAGAUAAAAAUGAUGGGAAAAAGUGAUUCUGACGGUGAAUAUGUGAGACAAGGGGAGUCAAAAUCUUAAUUCUCUUUAUAUACUUGAACUUACAGCUGAGCAUCAUUCUAGUUCUGAUUAAUGUACAGAAUAAAGUUCCU